Toxotes jaculatrix (banded archerfish) is the source of this 4779-nucleotide messenger RNA. It is a transcript of the gene chst3a, whose product is annotated as carbohydrate (chondroitin 6) sulfotransferase 3a. Lineage: Eukaryota; Metazoa; Chordata; Actinopteri; Toxotidae. Gene Ontology annotation, molecular function: N-acetylglucosamine 6-O-sulfotransferase activity; chondroitin 6-sulfotransferase activity. Bases 453 to 1847 code for a protein of 464 amino acids. The record is from RefSeq and is a predicted model, not a curated record. Gene Ontology annotation, biological process: N-acetylglucosamine metabolic process; carbohydrate metabolic process. Gene Ontology annotation, cellular component: Golgi membrane. The transcript is spliced from 4 exons.
CGGCUCGCUGGUGUUGUGUUGUUCGGCACAUGAGAAAAGUUUGAGAAAAAGUUUUGAAACGAUAACAUUUUAGCGCAAUCUAAUUUCCUGACAAAUCGGCGCGUCUGUUUGUCGGCUGCUGGUAAAUUCCCUAUGUGAAACAGCGUUUAUUAUUAUUUUUUUUUACUAAAUAUUUAAUCAAAUUAAUAUAUAUAUAAAUAUAUACAUUAUUCUCCCUUGUCGUUCGUUUUAAUGUCGGUAUUUCUGCAAGACGUCCGUGCCUCCGCGCUGCCUCUUAUUCAUUUGGCAGAAGAGAGGAGCCCGCGUCCGAGGAUACAAUGAAGCAGUGUGUCCUUGUCCGAGACAAUGCAGCAGGAUGCUACGAGGGGACGAUACUGUUUCUUACAGAACCAUGGACGUUUUUGCUCGAUCGCAGAGAGAAACCAGCUCAAGAAUGAAGCUUCAGCCUCUGCAUGACAAAUUAUGACCAACACACAGACCAGACUUUAGACGUCCAAGUACAAAGCCAGGACUCAAGAAUGAAGACCAAAUAUGCAAUCGUCUUCAUUUGCAUUAUUGCCCUGGUCAUCCUCGAAAAGGAAAGCAAUAUCCUGUCAAGGGUCUCUGAUAAGCUGAUCCAGAGGCAGACUCCUCAGCAGACCCCACAGACUCCAAUGGAUUACAGCAACACAACAGAAAACGGCUCCCUGACAGUGCUCAAAAUGCUGCUUUCUAAACUCACCGGUACAAAAGGGAAUUACACAAAUUUCUCUGAGGAGCAAGAGGAAGACAACCUGGAUGAUUUAGACACGUACAAAUACAGCGGUGGCCGUAAGCACAUAUUACUCUUGGCCACCACACGAACAGGUUCUUCAUUUGUGGGGCAGUUUUUCAACCAGCACGGGGAGAACAUGUUCUACCUGUUUGAGCCUUUGUGGCACGUCGAGCGCAUGCUGACCAUGGCUGCGGAGGCAAGCAAUGGGACAAUAUUGGCAGGAGUCUACCGGGAUGUACUCCAAGGGCUUUUCCUGUGUGAUUUCUCUCCUCUUGAGAAGUUCAUCUCUCCACCACCUCGGGGCCACGUCACCACGUCUCUUUUCCGCAGAGAGUCUAGUUUAUCGCUCUGUGAAGAACCUGUCUGCACUCCUGUAAUCAAAGAUGUUUUUGAGAGGUAUCACUGUAAGACUCGUCGAUGUGGGCCGCUGAACUUGACCCUUGCAUCUGAAUCCUGCCUUUCCAAGCAACACCAUGCCAUAAAGACUGUCCGUGUGCGCCAGCUGGAAACUUUGCAGCUUUUGGUGGAGGAUCCUCGCCUGGAUGUGAGAGUCAUCCAGCUAGUCCGAGAUCCACGGGCCAUUUUAGCAUCCCGCAUGGUGGCUUUCUCUUCAAAGUGCCAAACGUGGAAGGCCUGGGCGCAGGACGGCCAGGUGCCUGAAGAUGAUGAAGAGGUGAGGAGGCUCAAAGGAAACUGUGACCAAAUUAGGAUGUCUGCAGAGGUGGGACUGAGCCAACCUCGCUGGCUGAGGAGCCGCUACAUGUUAGUGCGUUAUGAGGAUAUUGCUCGCUACCCUAUGCAGAAGGCAGAAGAUAUGUACAGGUUUGCAGGGAUACCAUUCAGUCCCCAAGCUAGGGAGUGGAUUCUGAGGAACACCCAGACCACACAGGAAGCUAGCGGGAUUUACUCCACUCAGAAGAAUUCAUCAGAGCAGGCAGAGAAAUGGAGGUUUAGCAUUCCCUUUACACUGGCACAGGUAGUCCAGAAGGUGUGUGGUCCCACCAUGAAGCUGUUUGGGUACAGGUUUGUGGAAGAUGAAAAGACACUGAUCAAUAUGUCCAUAAGUUUGCUUGAGGAAAGACUGUUUCAGUAGUUUUAAUGUAACAAACGUAGCCGUGAAUCUGCAGGACUCUGCACUCGACGGCUCGGAGCCAAGAGAAGCCAUUAUUGCACAGACCAAAACUAGUAAGCAAAGGUGCCAUAAAAGACACAACAUGUUUUACUGGUGACAGUAAUUGGGCCAUACAGUAAUAUUCAUACUUACCAAUUAUGUGCCUCAUUGUAACAAUGAAGAGCCACUUGACAAAAAAAAAAAAAAAAAUUUAUUUGCAUAGUAUGUUCACUGAGGAGCCUGGUACGUAAGUUUUAUGUCAUGCUCUGUGUUUCAUAUAUAUGAAAGAAGCAACUCUGUCAACCUGACAGAUAACCCGAGAUUAUUAUCUAAGAUUUUAUUGAUAGUUGAUUGUGUUUAGAUUUUUAGGGAUAAACUACAGUGAAAGUGAAAGUGAUGUGUGUGUUUUGUUUGUGUGUGGGUGUGUGUGUGGGUGUGUGUAAGAGUGGAUGUUUCCGCUCGUAUGGUUAAUGACGCUAGCGCUUAAUAGUGCCUAGUUCAACCUGCUUUGUAUUUUAAUAGAUCUGCACUAGACUAGGCAACUGAUAUUAUCACUUUAGAUUAGACAUGAUGUGUGUUGAUAGGGCUUUUCAUAACUGACUCAGGUAAAGUGAAUGUUGAAUUGCAUUUUGUGCCGUCUUCAUAAGAAGAAUUCAUAUCCUCCCAAAAGCACACUGUGUGAAAAUACACUGUGAUCUCUGUUGUCUGUAACCAAAUACCAUUUAAAUCAGUUUUCUUGUGAUGUAAUUCACACGAGACCCCAGGAAAUACCAUAGAAACAAGGUCAGUUAAGAUCAGUAUAAUACUCAUGAGGCCAAAUUAAAUGAAGUAACACUAUAGAAGAAAUUUACUUUACCAGUUAUCCACAUGUGUCUUCAACAUUCAAGUGCUGUUUUUCUUAGUAGCUAGGCUGUAGCCAUAAUUGCAGUAAUGUUUCCAAGUGCUGCUUCCCAAAGUUUAAGCAAACAGGAAGUUCGGGUGACAUUUUUCAAAAGCAGCUUCUCUGGUAAUAACCUGCUGAAAGACAAAGUGUUAAGAACUGAUCCAUUUGUGUCAGACAAGUUCAUGGACACACGAAUGAAAAUGUUGACUUUUUUAAAUUACUUCCCAACUUAAAGUAAUAAAAUCACCAGAACUAUUACAACAUGCAACAUUCGCAAAUUAUAAGUUGUGAGAUUCUUGUAUGUUGAUGACAAAUAAUAUUCACAGCACACAUAUGUAACUGUAUUAAUGUUGCCUAUCGCUUUAAGUGAAACCCAGGUGCUGUUGUGUUAACUGUCACUCUUGAUGGUAUAUAAAGGUAUCCACUGUGACUCUAGUUCAAUGGCAGCAUUGUGUUCAGCUUGGCUGAGGCACUGCUGAAACUGCCAUGUCCCUCAUGGAAAAGGGAUAUGCAUUACAGGUACAUAUAGGCUAGUAGUGGACUUAUACUACCAUAGUGUUGAAAACAUGAAUAUGAAUACUGGUAAGCCUUGAGUUGCUUAAAUAUUUAAGCCAAAAAGAAUGCUGUGAAAUACCAAGAGCAACUGAAACAAGGGGUGUAGUCAGAGUAUGCAUUCAACUAAUUCAGAUACCAGUACAACAUUUUGCUUUCAAGCUGUUUUAAUGGUGAUUUUUACAAAGCUGAGAUCAAGUAAUUUCAAUGCUUGAGCCAAAUAGCUGAAUGGCCAUAUAAAAUCUGACUAUUUACUUCUUGUCAUGCCUGUAUUUUAGUGUUUUAGUAUUCAGUGAGGUCAAAAUUCAAGAAUAGAAUGUUUUUGGUUUCAAGUUUAAAGGCAAAGCUUUAGGGCGUCAAAUCUCAAGUUCGUCAAGUCUCACAGCAGUCAAGUCCAAAUCAAGUCCAGUCUCAUUUUUGUAGUUUUUGUCUUAUUGAGUCCAAAUCAACAGUUCUGGUCUACAUGAAUUUUCAGCCGUAUACUGAAGCAAUUAUCAAUUUGCUAAACUGUGGCUAAAUACAGUACAUGUAUUUCAGGCAAUCAGCCUCCUCAAAAAUUAAUGUUUUGACCAGACUGAGGAUACGGAUAUGGGUAUGAUACAGUGACAAAUGAUUUGAGAAGUUUCUUUGGAUGUUUUGAAACUUGUCUUUGCUGUGAAAUGUGUUAACCUAAAUGAGCAAAAUGCGAAUAAGCCAUAUUUUAACACAAGGAGGGUGAAUGUUUGAUACUCAAGAGUUUUGGUGGAAGCUCACUUUAAAAGACAAAGAAGACGGUAAUGGUGUCAUAGAUUGUCCAAGUUAUGAGUUUCUUUUAUGACUUAAUCUCAGUGUUUACUAUUAAAAGUUUUUUUUUUUACUUUUACAUUCUAGUUGCUCUUUCAGAAGAAAGAAAGGGCCUAUGCACAGAUUAUGCUUAAGCAACUAGAAAUGUGUCACACAGAUGUAAUUCUUCUGUUGAAAACUGGUGCUUUAAACCUAUGAAGCCAUCAGUAGUUAAUGUGUAAGUGCUACUUCUGUCAAACAUAAAAUGACUCUUCAGCAGUUUGAGGAAGAAUAAAAUCAAAUAAAACCAUCAGUUGCCUGCCAUUUUACAUGUAAGAUCGUUUUACAGUUCUCUGAAAUACACAGGCAAUGUUAAUUCCUCCAGGUUUUCCAGCUGUAUGAAAAUUCCAUCAACAGCGGCAGAGGAACUGGACCAGGAAGUUGUAGAGGAAGUGAGGAAGUUGGCACAGGCACUGUGUUUAUAUGGUAUUUUUUAUUUUAUUUUUUUGCAUGGUUUGGCUUUUUCUAAACUUAAAACUCACCAUACUGGUGCUGUAGCAGAGUAUGCAGGUCCAUACCAAGACAGAAGAAAGGGUCAUAAUUUCUCUGUGCUCCUUGAUUUUUUCUGUAUUUCCUUUUAAAGACUUUUCAGUAGAAAAACCUGACUCCAGAUGAACCGCAUGUACAACCAUUACUUAUGCAUUCCUCCUUCAUAAA